Molecule: messenger RNA, 3310 nt
Organism: Wyeomyia smithii (pitcher-plant mosquito)
Lineage: Eukaryota; Metazoa; Arthropoda; Insecta; Diptera; Culicidae
Exons: 6
Coding region: 892-2691 (599 amino acids)
Biological process (GO): monocarboxylic acid transport; transmembrane transport
Molecular function (GO): monocarboxylic acid transmembrane transporter activity
Source: RefSeq, a predicted model, not a curated record
GUUGAGGAGGAGGGGGUUGGGUGGCUUGAGCCACCCCAAAUCCUCCUACAUAUGUUUGGCAGCGAGUGAAGAGACCCGCCACAGGAGCAGCGCCAUCAGUUCGUCAGUAUAAUCGCGGCACCCACAAGAGGUGGGAUAUUUUUUUUUUGGUUCGUAAGCUCGUGUGUUCUGUUUUUUUUUUUUCGGGACACGAGGUGUGGAUUGCACGGGACGAUAGAAAUCGACCCAAUUACAUGUAGUCGUAUCGAUUGUUUUGCUUGUUCACGAUUCGGAGAUUUAUGAAAGAGUGAUAAGAGUGGGGAAUUUCACGCGUACAUCGAGUGAACGGAACCCUUGGGUAUUUCGUGGAAUUCGAUUGAAGGUGGAAAAAAUUAGGAUUGCAGAGCACAAACGGUGUAGUGUUGGAUAUCGACAGUCGUUUCAAUUACUCGCGCUGUUUUUUGUUUCGAUUAGCAACUUUUCUCUCGGUUACCCAGUAAGCUAGUGGUAAUAGUGAUUUAAUGCCGCUGCCAAGCAGAUGAUGUUGACAGUGACGGAAAAAGUUUACUGAUCGCGAAUUACGACAGUAAACAUCGUGUGAGAGCUGCGUUUAGUUUGGGAAGAGUGAGUGCGAAGAAGACGUAGAAAACUUGGGAGAGAUCUGGAGUACUCUGACUGGAACGGAUCUUGCCAGUUGAGAUGCGUCUGGAGUCGUUAGUAUAGUUUAGUACGAGCCAGCCAAGCGUAGACGCGAUCGGAUUCGUGCGAAAGUGCGCCGCUCAGAUUUUCCCGAAUAAUUGAGAUCAUUCCUAAUCGUUUUGUGAGCGAUAGCUGCUCCGCUCGAUUGAAUAUUCCUUUGCGAUAACUUCCGUCGGCACAUGUUGAACGAGUUGGCGCACGGCUAGCAGACAAAUGGAGAAGGUACGGGCGGCAAGGAAAAUCGCCCCGGACGGUGGCUGGGGCUGGGUGGCCACUUUUGGCGUUAGUUUGGUUAACUUGGCCACGCGGUCGAUCGAGCCCUCGUUUGGGUUGCUGUUUGGCGAUUUGCUGAGCGACUUACAGGUUGGCACUACCGGGGCGGCCAUCAUCAUCAGCACCCUGGACGUGAUGAUGAACUUCUCCGGGCUGUUUGUUGGGCCACUGCUGAAGGAGUUCUCCUACCGGAAGGUGGCCAUCGCCGGAGCACUGCUUUGCUUUCUUGGGCUCGCGCUUACCUCACCCGCGACCAGUAUGGCGCACAUUUUGGCCACCUACAGUGUGAUUAACGGUAUUGGCGUUGGAUUGGCCACGUCAGCCGCCUUCGUAGCGCUGAACCACUAUUUCGCCCGCAAGCGGGGCCAAGCGGUGGGUCUAUCGAUGGCCGGUACGGCACUCGGUAUGCUGAUAAUGCCCCAGCUGGUGCGUUAUCUGCUCGAAACAUACGACUUCCGGGGGGCCGUUCUACUGCUCAGUGGUCUGGCGUUGCAUGCCGCCGUCGGAGCGACCCUGUUGCAGCCUAUCAAGUGGCACCUGGUCGAGGAGGAAGUUGACGUCGAGAUGGUAGAGUUGGAGGCUCCGCAGAUGGGCAUUAUUCUGGAACAGGAGGACGAUGGCGAUAAUGAUAGUCUGCCGGAGAUUAAAACGCUGCUGUUUCCCAGGCGGGACAGAAAGCUUUCGGAGAAUGCAGCAUCGCCGCAGCCGAAUGCAAUGCCGAGGAGGCCAACGUUUCCGAGGAUCAGUUCCAGCGUUAGUGUGCAGAAUGGGGUAGGACUGGGUAUGAGAACGAGGCCUUCGUUUCCACGGAUAACAUCGACCGCCAGCAUGAGCUUGGCAUUGAGAAAACGGCGCGAAUCUGUUGUUUCGCAGCUUUCGACUAUGGACUUUACCGGUAGUGGGAGCUGUAUGCACAUUCAUGUUGAUACAGGCGACGUCGAUGCGGAGGACGUCGAUUAUCAGAUCAUCCGGCGGGUGAACACGCACGUGGGAGUUUCAACGAUGAAUUCUUUCGCGCGCGUUCCACGAGCGCCUAAACGAAUCGAAACCGUCAAAUCGGAGCUGGGGCUGGAGAUGAUCAAACCGAAGGUGUCUUUUUUGCAGCGCUUUACCGCCCUGAUGGACGUCGGACUGCUGCGUGAUCUGACCUAUUUGAACAUUCUUUUUGGGCUUUCGAUUUUUUACGUUGCCGAGAUGAACUUCAAGAUGGUGACACCGUUCUUUUUGGCCAGCCUGGGCUUCAAUAAGAGUGAAACGGCGUUCUUCCUUUCGGUGUCAGCCCUGACGGACAUUGCGGCGCGUGUUAUCGUGCCACCGAUCGGGGACAAGUUGAGAAUUCGGAAGCGUCUGUUGUUUAUGGUUUCGUUGGUUUUCGUGGCCAUAACACGGUCCGUCGUUGCCGAACAGCGAGGCUACACGGAACUGAUGGUGUGGCUCUCGAUUACCGGUUUCUUCCGUGGGAUUGCGUUGGCCAAUUUCACUCUGUGCGUGUCGGAGUACUCAUCGCUGGAGAAGCUACCGGCUGCCUUCGGGUGGCACAUGGUCGGCAAGGGUGUGUUUGUGAUCGCGUUUGGGCCCCUGAUCGGAGCCAUCCGGGAUUGGACCGACAGUUUUCCGAUCUGCAUUCACGCUCAAUCGGUGUGCAUCUUUAUGUGUGUGUUUGCCUGGCUGGUUGAGUUUGCAGUGAAGCGACUGCGCACCAAGAAAGUGGUGGAAGCGAAUCCGAGCGUUGCUGCGUAGGAACUGGCCAAUCCAGUCGAUAUUUUCGGGCAGGCUCGUAAUUAUAUUAUGUACGAGGAAUCAAAUUUGUCCUGUAGGUAGUGUGACCCUUACGGUUAUCAUGUAAGCAUAAGACUGCGAUAUAUAUAUUUAGAGUCGUGUUUUUAAAUGGAAUAAACUGAACGCCGAUAUUGGAGAACAAUUUUGAUUAGUUGUUAGUACUUACUUAAAACAUUUCGUAGGAUUUCUUAAUUUUGUGUCAUUUAGCAGUCACACCACUAGGUUUAGCACAGUACAUAAAUAAAUUAGUUACAUGCACCUUAUCUUAAUAUUUCUUCGGCUUAGUUAAGUUUCAAGUAUCAGCACACAGUAUUAGGACGAAAAAUGAUGAUUAGCUUAGUGAAUGAGCUGUGAGUUUGCCUUUAUUUUAGCUGUGCCUUCGCGCAACCGAUGAAAUGUUGAGCCUUAUAGAGUUCAAGCUCGAAUUGGAGAAAGUAUGAAAGACAGUCGGCUGGAGUCGAAUUUUACUACAAAGUUUACAGAUAAAUUAAGUAGAAAGUAGAAUUGUUCGAUCGUUCGUCUAGGCCAUAGGGUAAAUAAAUUGUGCUGGGAGAAUCUCGAUUAUUCUCAAAAACCUAAA